This is a messenger RNA of Heterocephalus glaber (naked mole-rat), 699 nucleotides long. RefSeq lists its product as uncharacterized. The record is from RefSeq and is a predicted model, not a curated record. NCBI's taxonomy places the organism in Eukaryota, Metazoa, Chordata, Mammalia, Rodentia, Bathyergidae.
GUGGCUCCUAGAGCUGCAGGAGGGUUCAGAAGAGGAAACGGAAACGGGGCUGGCCCAGAGGUCCGAAGCUGAGCCAUGGAGGAGGAAGACUGUGGAAUGCAUGGCAAGUGGGCUGUCACUUGGAUCACCAUCAGGAAGCCCAAGGUGCAGGUGGAAGAGGAGCAGAGGCGCUCCAAGAGGAAGAGGGCGGAGGACAGCGCGGACCAGGCCGAGGCCCAGCAAGCAGAGGCACAGAGGAAGCAGAAGAUCAUCGACUGGGUGAUCUCCGUGCUGGAAAACAGCCCCAACCAACACCACAAGCGCAUGGUGAUAGGGCUGUGCCAAAGGGGGAUGAGGCAGAGGGACAGCGGCGACCCCAAGCCCAAAGCCCAGCCUGAACUGCAGCCCAACCCUGAGCCCCAGCCUGAUCCUGUGGAGAAGCCUGAGUCUGGGGCUGACAGCGCGGUCUCAGGGGCUCCCCGCUGCUGCCUCGGCCUCCGCUUUGCUUCCAGGGCAGCCUCCGCCUCCACCAUGGCCUCCACAACCACCUCCACCUCCAACGUGGCCUCCACGUCCACCUCCACCUUCACCUCCACCUAGGGAGUGGACCGAGGGGGCGGAGAAGCACAGGCCCCAGAAACUGGGAGGAGGGGACAGGGGAAGGGAUGUUGGCCUCAUGGAGACCAAGUGUGGACAAUAAAGCACCGUCAAGACACGAAA